Megalobrama amblycephala (Wuchang bream) is the source of this 1692-nucleotide messenger RNA. RefSeq names its product glutamine synthetase-like. The record is from RefSeq and is a predicted model, not a curated record. Gene Ontology annotation, molecular function: glutamine synthetase activity. The transcript has 7 exons. NCBI's taxonomy places the organism in Eukaryota, Metazoa, Chordata, Actinopteri, Cypriniformes, Xenocyprididae. Gene Ontology annotation, cellular component: cytoplasm. Bases 145 to 1263 code for a protein of 372 amino acids.
ACGCCUACCUUACGUCACACUUUGGCAGGCUUCCUUAAACUUGACUGUUUCAGCACGCAGGUCAUCAGUCUUCAUGUGUGGAGAGAAACAAUUACAUCAUAUGCACCUGUCUGAGUACAUUAUUUACUGUAAAUCUGGUCCAGCAUGUCUUACGUAUCUGACAGCUCUAGUCUCAACAAGGCCCUGCGGCAGCAAUAUCUCAGUCUGCCUCAGGGACACUUCUGUCAGGUCACAUACGUCUGGAUUGAUGGCUCUGGGGAGGGUCUGCGCAGCAAGACUCGAACCAUGGAUUCUGAGCCAAAGAGCAUAACUGAUCUGACAGAAUGGAACUUCGAUGGUUCCAGCACAGGUCAGUCUGAAGGACGCAACAGCGACAUGCUACUGAUUCCCGUCUGCAUGUUCAGGGACCCCUUCCUUUUGGACCCUAACAAACUGGUCCUGUGUGAAGUGCUCAAGCACACCCGGGAACCUGCAGAAUCGAAUCAUCGUAACAGCUGUAAUAAAGUCAUGGAGAAGGUCAAAAAUCUUCACCCUUGGUUUGGUAUGGAGCAGGAGUAUACUCUGUUUGGAGUGGAUGGACACCCUUAUGGCUGGCCCAGACUUGGCUUCCCCAAACCACAAGGUCCAUAUUACUGCAGUGUUGGUGCUGACAGAGCCUUUGGCAGAGAUAUUGUUGAGUGUCAUUAUAAAGCCUGUCUGUAUGCUGGCAUCAAAAUCAGUGGUACUAAUGCAGAGGUCAUGCCCUCUCAGUGGGAGUUUCAGGUGGGUCCAUGUGAAGGAAUUGAGAUGGGAGAUCAUCUGUGGAUGGCACGUUUCCUGCUACAUAGGGUGUGUGAAGAUUUCGGAGUUGUGGCCACCCUGGAUCCAAAACCCAUGACAGGAGACUGGAAUGGAGCUGGUUGCCACAUCAAUGUGAGCACAGAGCAAAUGAGAGAAGAAGGAGGAAUUGAGCACAUUGAGAAAGCCAUUGAGAAACUAGGAAAGCAACAUGCAGAGCAUAUUCAAGUCUACGACCCACGCGGUGGAGAAGAUAACAAACGUCGUCUCACGGGUCGUCACGAGACCGCCAGUAUCCAUGAUUUCUCAGCAGGUGUUGCUAACCGAGGGGCGAGUGUCCGUAUCCCUCGUCAGGUGGGUCAGGAAAAACGUGGUUACUUUGAGGACCGCCGUCCUGCUGCCAACUGUGACCCAUAUGCCGUGACCUGUGCAAUGGCCCGCACAUGCAUGGUGGAAGAAGAGGAAGAUGUCCAUGAUCUGGAAUGACACACUUUUGGAAGUUGUUUAGAAUAUUGGGUAGAGGACACAUUAAACUGUUAUAUUUGUAUGUAAAUCAUACUCUAUACUUAAAUUAAAAAAGAAUGUUUAAUGAAAAGAAUGUUUAAUGGCUUGAUAUGCUGUAUCAAAUGAUCAUACACCUUAGUUUGCCUGUAUAGAUCUCUGUCCAGGGUUAACAGCAUUGACUCUGACCUGUCUUUCUACUCAUCACAAAAAGAAAAAUCAAAAGACCACAUUCCAAGUUAAUUGCCACAGAAAUGCAGAUGGUUUAGAUGAACAGGCUUUUAUAAUACGCAAAUUUCCAAGGGUGUAAAUGCCAGUUCACAUUUUUACAAAAAAUAUUCCACUUAAACCACAUGUGUGAACAAAUAAAAACAUAAAAACAUGAGUGAAGUGAAUAAAAAUGUAACAAACUUG